This is a messenger RNA of Anopheles coustani, 2538 nucleotides long. RefSeq names its product sphingosine-1-phosphate phosphatase 1-like. The transcript is spliced from 4 exons. The record is from RefSeq and is a predicted model, not a curated record. Gene Ontology annotation, molecular function: sphingosine-1-phosphate phosphatase activity. Lineage: Eukaryota; Metazoa; Arthropoda; Insecta; Diptera; Culicidae. Gene Ontology annotation, cellular component: endoplasmic reticulum membrane. Bases 273 to 1520 code for a protein of 415 amino acids. Gene Ontology annotation, biological process: sphingosine metabolic process; phospholipid dephosphorylation.
CGUACGCAUCGCAUCUGCAGUGUUGUUGUGUCGCUUUUCUCGCCUAAAAAUGAUUAGAAAAUAACCCGUAUGGAACAUUCCGUCGUCGUCGGUGGUGUUCUUUAAGGAUUCGAUUAUCGACAAACGAAACAAGAGCGUUUGUGAUAAACGGAGGUAGACCUCCCCAGUGUUGUGUGGUUUGAUCAUCUCUCGUGCAGCGAAGAACGGCAAUAGUGCGGGGUGUCUAGAUAACCAACCCAAUUCCUACAACGAAAAACAUCAUACUCAUCAUCAUGCAUCCACUACUGGAGUACCUGAAAAGCCCCGAGUUGGUUGUGAAGGUACAGGAAUACUUCGGCAUCGUGUACGAGCGUAACGCCGGGAAGGAAAAGAACCCGCUGGCGAACGGAAAACCGGUGAACGGGGCGGUCGUACACAAUGGAACCGGCGGCAAGGGUGGCUUAUUAUCCAACGGUUCCGCCGUGAAUCAUGCAACCUCCAACAGCACCAACAAGAAGAUCGAUGGCGACGAUAAUGCUUAUCGUGUGACGAAUUACUUCUGGUACGUGCUGUUCAUUGUCGGCACCGAGUUGGGGGAUGAGAUAUUCUACGCCACGUUCAUCCCGUUCUGGUUUUGGAACAUCGAUAGUGCGGUCGGGCGACGGGUCGUUAUGGUUUGGUCGUCGAUUAUGUACGUAGGGCAAAGCCUUAAGGAUGUAAUUCGGUGGCCCCGUCCAUCCUACCCUGCGGCCAGAUUGCAGAAAAAAUGGGGCAUGGAGUACGGUAUGCCAUCGACACACGCAAUGGUUUCGGUAGCGAUACCGUUUUCGGUGCUGAUCUAUACGUACGAUCGGUAUAUUUACUCACUGCCCGUUGGGUUGGCCAUAGCGUGCGUUUGGUGUGCUGUGAUUUGUGUUAGCCGAGUCUACCUGGGCAUGCACAGCGUGUUGGAUAUCAUUGCGGGACUUGUGUUGGUCAUCCUAUUGAUGAUUCCUCUGAUCCCAAUCGUUGAUAAAUUAGAUCUCGUUAUCGUUACGGCACGCUGGUCGCCAAUCUAUGUACUGGCUAUUUCGAUAUUCCUUAUCGUUUUCUAUCCGGAUUCGGGCAAAUGGACUCCAACAAGAGGUGACACAGCACUCACGGUUAGCGUUUGUGCCGGUAUCGAGAUCGGUGCCUGGUUACACUAUCAUCUGGGAGAAUUCCAACAGCCGUCGCAACCUCCGCCGUACGAAGUUAUCUGGCCUUCGUACAGCAUGCUUGGACUGCUGCUGCUCCGUACCGUGCUCGGGCUGUGCUGCAUCGUAGCGUCACGUGCCUUCGCCAAAUCCAUUUCGUACGCUUUCGUAUGCUUCUUGCUUGGGCGGGAUAAGAACGAACUGCGCCAGUCGGAGAAUACGCUCGAGAACAAGAACAAAAUCAUCGUCGAGUUAUCGUACAAACUGUUUACCUACGGUGUGAUCGGCUUUAACACGCAGUAUCUGCUGCCCAGUGUCUUCAAACUGUUGAACAUUGGUCGACCGGAUUUCUACACGGAAAUCUAACACCACUUCCCCGCACAGUGACCAUCGACCCGAGAAACGUAGCCAUCAUCACAACCAGCGUGACAACGCGUGCACAUUCCAUCCACACAAUUCCGCGUGAACUACCAAGCAAUUUAGUUUGUAGGAAAGCAUCGUUCAUUAUUCACAUCUCUUCCGACGAGUGACGGUAUCCACAGGACGCGUAUCGUUGUCGAAUGUUUUUAAAUGCACAAUUUCUCCACUACCUUACACUCUUAAUCUCCAAACAAUAGGAUACCUAUAGAAGUUCCCACAAGCAAAAAACUCCCUUUCUAAACCAGUAGUUCUACACUUACGAAUCUUUAUCCGGGACCCGGAUAGCUGGCCAUGGAAAAUGUUUUAGAGUUGUAGUUAACCAUUUUUGCAAGACACAUGCUAAAAAUCUCAAAAUCUCUAUCACAAUUUUGUAACGCUCGGCAAAGCUUACUGAUCUUAGUGCUUGAUAGUACUAUUGGGUAAUAGCUGUAGCCUAAACGAUUAGGUAAAAUCAAUUUAUCAUACGUCUCCUAGAGCUUCCGAUUGGUACACGACCUAUAUGGUGGAAGACAUAGGGAGGUUUUUAUUCAAAAUGAACCACAGUGUACGCGACAACAGUCAAAUUGAUACAUAGAGCUUAAACGAAACACGUACAUCGGAACGUACAUCAUCCCAUACUGCCAAUAGAGGUUUUUUCGAACAAAUAAUCCGCCAACGCAUCGGAUUCUCAUCAUGCGCCCACUAGCCUUCCCCGGGAGGGACGGCCAGGUGCCGUCCGGAAGCAGAGUAUUCUAGUCUAACUUGAUGGGAAGAUAUGUGGAGCACGUGCAGUGCUGCUUUAAGUGAGAACGUAGGGCGAACUGAAGGGAAAAGUAGGCGCCGAAAAAAAGCAUCACUUGCAACUAAUGUUUACGACGAUCAUAUGGAAGAGCGUUGGAAGAAAUAUCACACACCCUUUCUUUCAUUUGCAGAUUUGAUAUAAAGAUAGGUUCAAGAUGCCUUUUGUAGUACGAUAAUCCAGUUA